AUGACUUCUCAAGAUUAGGAAGAUGGACUUUUCAAUUAUAUUAUUGAACCUAUUGGCAACCUAAAUAAUAUUUUUAUAAUGCUUGCUUAUGUUUUCAUAGUUUUAAUAGUUUUUUAAAUAAUCUAAUACUUGAUGCGGAAGUUAAUAAAAGAAUUCAAAAAACUAUUUGAAAGUUAUGAUAAGAUGAUAAAACAACUAUAAUAACAAUUAGAAUAGUAAUAAAAGAUUUGUUAAAAUAAUCAAUAAAAAAUUUUGAAUGACGAGUAAUAAAAAUAAAUUAAGGAUUUUUUAGAAGUAACAUUAAAAGAAAAAUUGUCAUCAAUAAAUUGUUCAUAAAAUAAUACUUUUUAAGAUGAAAUAUAAAAAAUAAAUUAAACUAUAUCUGAGUAACAACAUAAAAUAGAAUAAAAUUAUCAAUAAAUCUAAGAUGAAAUGAAAGAAAAAGGACAAAAACUCUUUUAGGAGGAAAUAAAAUAAUUGAAGAAUUAAUUCUCAGAGUAAAAUUAAUAAUCCUAAGAAGAAAUAAAAAAAUUGAAUGAUUAAUUCUCAGAGUAAAUUGUAAAACUAAAUUAAUAUUCAUAGGAAGAAAUUAAAAAAUUGAAUGAUUAAUUGAGUAAAUUAAAUUCGGAAAUAAAUGGAAUGAAGGAAGAAAUAAAAAAAUUGAAUAAUAAAUUCAAUAAUUAGAAUUUAGAAAUAAGCAAAAUAAAUGGAAUUGAGGAGAAUAUAAGAUAAUGGAAUGAUUAAUUGAGUUAAUAUAAUUUGGAAAUAAAUGGAAUUGAGGAGAAAAUAAGAUAAAUGAAUGAUAAAUUCAAUAAUUAGAAUUUAGAAAUAAAUAAAAUAUUUGGAAUGGAGUAGGAAUUAUAAAUAUAAAGAAGCGAUAUUUAGAAAUUAAUAACCUAGAAUGUAAAUAAAAAUGAAAUUGAUAACUAAAACAAAUAAGAUAUGUUAUAGGUUUAAAGUAUGUUAUAAGCUGAAAUAUUAAAAUUAAAUAAUGAAGUUUAAGAUUUAAAGAAAAUUAAAGAGUUUAAUAUUUAGAGUGAGUUUUAAAGAAUUGAACAAAAAAUUGAAAAUAUUGAUUUAGAAUAAUAAAAUCUCAUAAAGAAAAGUUCAUUAAUUUUACCUUCUCCUCCUAAACCUCCAUAAGAUGUUAUCAAUUUUGGUGAUACCAUAAUAUCUAGCCUUUAUAAUAAAACUUGCAGAUAGCGAUUUGUGGAACCUUUGUAUAGACUUUUUGUUAGUGACAUUCUAAGCACAGCUGAUUUGAUUUAAGAAUAUGGAAUGAAUAAAUUAGAAAUUAAGACCCAAUUAAAGCAAUUCUUGGGUGGAAUGAGGAGAUCAAGAGGAGAUGGUAAUUGCUUUUAUACAUCUUUUGUAUUCUAGUAUUUAGAUUUUAUGAUCAAUAUGACUAAAAAAGAAUAAUUUUAAGAAUUAAUUUAAUUAAUACAAAGGCUACCAUUUGAAAUUUUUUUUGAAGAUGAAUAAUAUAAUUAAAAUGAUUUUGAUAAUUUAAAAGAGAAAUUUAUUAAAAUAUGUUAAUAGCUAAGAUAAUAAAAGAAAAUGGAUAGAUAAAAAUUAUUUUGUGAAUAUUUCAAAGAUGAACAAAAUGAAUUUUAUGGUUUAUCAAUUGUAUUCUUAAGAAAUUUAGCUUUUAAAUAUUGUUCUGAGAAUGAAUAGGUUAGUUCAAUAUUUUAAGCUUAAGGUUUGAAUUUAUAAUAAGAAUUAUUACAAUGGGAAUUCGAUUGUUAGAGUAAUGAAGCUAUUAUAAAAUUGUUGAGUGAAAAUUUAAAUAUGUAGAUUUUAUAUUUUAUUUUAGUCAUACAAUCUAAUUUGCAUUUGCACCUAAAGAAUAAACUUUAAAAAUUUUAUAAUAUAAUGAAUGUCCUGAUCCUAUGCUUAAAAUUUAUUUACUAUUUCGACCUGGACAUUAUAACAUUGGAGUUCCAAAAUAAAAAUGA
Molecule: messenger RNA, 1955 nt
Organism: Paramecium pentaurelia
Lineage: Eukaryota; Ciliophora; Oligohymenophorea; Peniculida; Parameciidae
Source: the annotation of a GenBank genome assembly